Messenger RNA from Lactuca sativa (garden lettuce), 648 nucleotides. RefSeq names its product wall-associated receptor kinase-like 20. Lineage: Eukaryota; Viridiplantae; Streptophyta; Magnoliopsida; Asterales; Asteraceae. The record is from RefSeq and is a predicted model, not a curated record. Gene Ontology annotation, molecular function: polysaccharide binding.
AUGAUUCCUUUCUACCUCAUGAAACCUACACUCAUCAUGGUUUAUCUUAUUCCUCUUCUUAUUCUCAUUUCAUUUGCACAUUCUUUCUUCCUCGAUGGUUGUCCAAAAUGCGGCGACAUGGAUGUUCCCUUUCCACUUAGCACCAAUGACAUGUGCGGAAACAUAAAAUACAAAAUCCAUUGUAACAAUACCAUAGGUCUAGGCUUUGUUUCAAGUGAUGGACUUUACUAUAAAAUAAUUAGUAUUAAUACAUUUGCUAAUACGCUAGUUAUUACGCCUCCAAUUAUAGAAAAAGACACAUGCCAAUCUUCGGAUCUCAAUGUAGGUGGUUUCAGGCUAGAAGACAACUCUCCAUUUAGCAUAUCAUCUCGUAAUACUGUGUUGUUGUUUAACUGUUCAAAAAAUAUCCUCUUGUCACCUUUAAAUUGUUCUUCAAGUAGCAUUUGUAGGCAAUUUGAGGAAGAAAAAGGAAUGUGCACGGGUUCACUUUGUUGUUCUUUCUUGAAAGAUGCAUCCAUGACUAACCAUCGGAUUAGGGUUAGGGUUGAAGGGUGCACUGCUUAUACCUCUAUAGUGGAUAUGAAGCCCGGAUCUUCAAUCGAUUCAUGGAACUUUGGCAUUGAGUUGAAAUGGCUACCUCCUUCCUAA